CUUUUGUGAGUGCUGCCACAAUAGUACAAGCAAGCGACACAAUUUAUUUCUGUAAUCAUGGAGGCUCGCUUUGGACGAAUCAUUCUCCAACAAGUGGACAAAGCCUUGCAGGAGGAACCAAGCCGUGAUGCUCUUUUUUGGCUCCUUCAGAUUGUGGACCCUUCCUUGGAUAAAGAAGGUUUCUGCAAUGAGAGAAAGCGUGCAAGUACCUUUCGGCAGCUGAAACUCCUCAUCCACCCAGACAAGAAUAAUGACGAUAAACAACAUGCUACCAAGAGGUUCCAGGAUGUACAGACCUUUUUUGACCAGUGCACUGGUACAGGUCUUCAUAAGCAGCGCACCAGACGCAAGAAACAGCACACGAACAUGAAUCUGCCUUCCUAUUUCCAUGUCAACGGCAAAUGGGCUUUCUUGGCCAGCCAUGCCCUUGGCAUCAAUGGGCCUCCACAUGUAUUCUGGGAUUGCAGAGUGAGUGGACAGGAACUUGAGUUGACCAUGGCCUACAAGUGCAUCAACUGCCGUGGUACCAUUGCGCAUGGCAAGACCACAGAGGUGACCUACAACUAUCAUCAUGUUGUGGAAGCUUCUGCAAAGACAGCAAAGGAACUGUUUGAAGACUUUGGUGGUUCCAAACCUCUUGGUUCUGUCAAUGAAAUCAAGGAAGAAAUUAUGGCUCGUGGGCCUGUAGUUUCAACAUCCUUCUGUUACUCACAGCCCUUCUUUGAAGCCAGUGCCCAUGCAACUGACUUUCAGAAUGGGCUGGUGGGCUCAAACCAUGCCCUUCUGAUUGUGGGCUGGCAGCAGACCGCCUGUGGAGAAGUGUGGUUGGUUCGAUCAAAAAAUGGAGCAACCGACAUACCUAUCGCCAUCGGCCAGUACUCCUUGGAAGAAGACGUUAUUGCACCAGUCAGCGACCUUUCCAACAGGCCCUGGCAGGAACCAAAGAAAGCAUUUGAUGUUCCUAGACUUCCAGCUGAAUGGUACUCAUGGACAUACAUCCAAAUGUAUUGCGAUGACAAUGAACUGCAGCACCUUUUCAAAGCUCUGGGUACCUCAGUGAUUUCUUCAGUCAACAAGAAAGUACCCUUUGUGAUUCGAGAGUCAGAGAAGAAAGCACGCAGUCGGUGGGCCUACCUUACUGAUUUGGAGUGGAUUGAGGCAGGAAACAACUGGAAGGUGAAAGCCAAUUUUUUUGAUGAUGAACGGACCAAAGGGAAUGGUUGGACUUAGCUUGCCUAUUGGCCCGAUUCAGCAUCGCUACAUCACCAACCGAAUCAACACGCACUUUACACCAUUCACUAGCUAAAAUUUAAUUAUACUAGUAUCACAGAUCGACAGGAAGCAACCCGUAACAAUGAUCCGUUCCAUCCACUUGCCUUUUUUACUUUUUGAUUCCUU
Molecule: messenger RNA, 1398 nt
Organism: Seminavis robusta
Lineage: Eukaryota; Bacillariophyta; Bacillariophyceae; Naviculales; Naviculaceae
Source: the annotation of a GenBank genome assembly